Molecule: messenger RNA, 1401 nt
Organism: Prosopis cineraria
Lineage: Eukaryota; Viridiplantae; Streptophyta; Magnoliopsida; Fabales; Fabaceae
Exons: 2
Coding region: 190-1152 (320 amino acids)
Source: RefSeq, a predicted model, not a curated record
UCAACGUGCCCAGAAGUUCCCAUCUCUCCGUAUUAUUCUUCUCCUCUCCGGCUGUGUUCUUGAAAUGAAGCUUCAAAUCCACAAGCCAAGAUUGGUUCAUACGUCUCUCUGAGUUUCGAGAAUUUUUAUUUCUCUGCUUGAAGAUUUUUAUUUUUCUGAUCAGAUCGGAAAUCAAAUUCCCCUGAAACGAUGGAUUUGGCGCCAGAAGAGCUCCAGUUCUUGAGCAUUACGGACAUUCUCAGAGAAUCGAUCUCAAUCCCCAAGCGAUCUCCCAAAACCUUCUAUCUUAUCACCAUUGCCCUAAUUUUCCCUCUUUCUUUUGCAAUCUUAGCUCAUUCCCUCUUCACGCAUCCUAUCCUUGCUAAGCUCGAUUCUCCUUAUGACGAUCCAUCUCAGACCUCUCAUGAAUGGACCCUCCUUCUCAUUUAUCAGUUCUGCUACCUCAUAUUCCUAUUUGCCUUCUCUCUUCUCUCCACAGCCGCUGUUGUUUUCACCGUGGCCUCGCUUUAUACCUCGAAGCCCGUUUCAUUCUCCUCAACAAUAUCUGCUAUACCGAAAGUUUUUAAGCGCUUGUUCAUCACUUUCCUAUGGGUAUCGCUCUUGAUGUUCCUCUACAACUUCAUCUUUGUUCUUUCCCUCGUCUUGAUGAUUAUAGCAAUCGAUACCCAGAACUCCUUUUUGCUUUUCUGUGCUUUGAUUGUAAUCCUCUUGCUUUUCAUGGUUGCUCAUGUGUACAUUACCGCUUUGUGGCAUUUGGCCAGCGUGGUGUCGGUGUUGGAACCACUUUAUGGUUUCGCAGCAAUGAAGAAGAGUUACGAAUUGUUGAAAGGGAGGACUAAGUAUGCGGCGAUUAUUGUCUUCGUAUAUUUAAUCAGUUGUGGAGUAAUCGGCAGCUACUUUAGCUCCAUUGUAGUGCACGGUGGAGAUGAUUAUUCGGUGUUCUCGCGGAUUGUGGUCGGUGGGGUCCUAGUGGGCUUGUUGGUAAUUGUCAAUCUGGUUGGUUUGUUAGUGCAGAGCGUGUUCUACCAUGUAUGCAAAAGUUAUCAUCAUCAAGAAAUCGAUAAGACUGCUUUGCAUGAUCAUCUUGGUGGCUAUCUCGGAGAAUAUGUGCCCCUGAAAAGCAGCAUUCAAAUGGAAGAUUUGGCUGUGUAAUGCAGGCCAUGCAGAGAUUCUGCAGAUGGUUGGACUGAAUCUGCAUUAAAGUUGCAGUACGAGACUUCGCUUGGUUUCAAGCCCUAGCUUGAUACCUCCUUCCCCCUUGUUUUUCGGUUAUGAGAAAUCUCGUUGACUCUGUGGCCAGCUUAACCAUCAAUUACGAGACCACGUUUUGCUGUCAAAAUCUGCUCAUUUUAUAUUCAAUUUGUUUUGUUUGGUAAAUAUUCCGAGCCGCUAUUUUUCAUG